Molecule: messenger RNA, 6809 nt
Organism: Acanthoscelides obtectus
Lineage: Eukaryota; Metazoa; Arthropoda; Insecta; Coleoptera; Chrysomelidae
Source: the annotation of a GenBank genome assembly
CAUCUAUCAUAAAUAAACUUUUCCACUAUAUUGAUUGGAAUUCAGAUUGGACUCAACUAAAAUACUAAAAUAAAAAUUUAAUUUACUGCUAAUAAGUUAUAAGUGCUUUCGAAAUUUACCUGUACAACUAAAUUAUUAUCCGAAAGAAUGUCGAAGAAAAAAUAUUGCAGAGCAAGAAUCCAAAAUCAAAGAAUCUUUAUUUGAAUUUCUGAAAACUCACAUAACUGAGGCUAAUAUCAAUUGAUUGAACGAAAUUGUUCUAUCAUACGUUAUUGCAGUCUUGGAGGAUGUUGGAACAGAACCUGUUUUUGAUAUUGAAGGUUUUUGUGAAAUGAUGAGUGCUUAUUUCCCUGACUUUGAGUCAAUCAACCAUGCUACUGUAUAUCAAUGGAUGUUUUGAAUUAGCAUCUAAACUGCAGCAGUCUGAUUCAGAAGAGGAGAGAAAUAUCAAUGUUGAUAUUUCGUUACCUGAGAUUUUACCAAAAAUAAAUCCAGGACCCUCAGUAUUACUGAAGAAGAAGUUCCAAAAAGGGCUCAUAAGCUGUCAGAAGUUAGCGAUGGUGGAUCCACAGAUAGUUCAUGCUGUGAUUUACUGAUGAAAUGGAUGUUUUACAAGAGAUGUUCCUACAGUUUGUGCCAUUGAGGUUAAACACUGCCUUACCAUAGCAGCCGGCGAUAUUGAGCGUGCCACUCAAAUUCUGAUCGAUCGUCAGGAAAACGGUCAAUGCCUCAGCCCGAAUAGCUCGUUGACUAUUCAGGUCACCAAGAAAACAAUUGAUGAUUCUGAACUGAAGAACCGCAUUAUCGAGCGAUAUUCGUACAUCGACAAGGAUGCCUUCAACAAGGAACAUCGGCCUGUCGCACCUAAGGUGGAGCCAAAGAAGCUCGUUCGGUACAGGGAUAACAAGAUCGUGAGCCUUAAGGGAGAGCGUUUCACCGAGGUGAAGAAAGGCGAGGACGUGGACGACAUUUCCUUAAAGAAAAACAAAAAAGGGCAUACUCCGUAACCCAAAUGGCCUACGACGAAGGCAAGCCACCGUUCGUUUGAGUUCACAUACGUUUCCGAUCGCCACAGCAUAGUAUUUUUCUGUUGCUCUUAUUUAUUUUCCUCGAAUCUUCUUCCGCUCGCAAAAGUAUGGCUGUUGUUUUUAGAGUUUCUCUCGGUUGCGUGCAGCGGGUUUCCGUUUGAGUAUUAUUUUUUAUCAAGCGUAACAUGUUUCAUCCUCAUUAGGGGAUUAUGUGUAUUAGGUAGUUACUCAUCGGAACAUGUAGCCAUAUUAGAGAUAUAUGCAAUUCGCACUGGUUUCAACUAGCUAUAAGGAGCAAGUGUUAGGUUGGAUAAGCGACAUUCAAUGACUUUUUGUGACUUUCGGGGAGAUACUGCAUCAGUUAAUGUCUCUGUACAUGGGCCAAGAAAUAGGAAGGUUUCGUAUAAGGAAAUCUUACAAUUUCGGCGUCAUGAUUUUUUUGUAUUAAAUGGAAUUGGAAUUAAAUUCUCCGCCAUAUUGCUCUCAUACAAAUUUAUGAGGUAGACUGUUUAUGCCUAUACGUGAGACAGAGGAUAAUAAUGUAUAUUUGAAUUUUAAGUGGGAACAGAUAUUUUGGAAAAUCGCGAACUACUGAAAACUCAUGACUUGUUUAAGCUAUGAUGGUAAAGUUUAAGUGUAAUGCUUAAAGAAUCUCAAUGUAUUUAGAAUCUCUAAGGUUUUUCCAAGAUGCAACAAUUUGUACUACUGAUUAUUUCAUACAACAACCUGAAAAUCCACCUAAAUACUAAAGUUGGCUUCAACUCAACUUUAACUCCAAAGCCUUGUUUCUGCCCUCUAUAUUCACAUAACAUGUAAAUGCUGGUCUUUUACUGAGAUGGCAUUGUAGGAGCAUAUUCUCGAUGCCGUAUUUAAUUUCAGUUUUAGUGAAGUUAAAACACAUUUCUGAUGAACAAAGGCAGCACAAAGUACCGUCUAUUACCUGAGUCGACCACUGCGAAAGUGACAACAGCAAGACAUCUGUUGGAAUUGUAUGCCAGUUCGCAGUCAGCCGGGUCAUCAUUCUGGCCAGCAGAUUUAUGCCUCCGCAGUUCUUCAUACAGCUUCUUUAAUUUCGGAAUACAAUUUUUCUCUUCUUGGGUUGGCAUCCUAGUCUUUUCACAAAACAAUACGGUUUUACGUAUUGUUAACCUUGCGCCUUCUUGUUCGUUCAGUCCAACUGCACACAUGUUGAAGAAAAAAGCGCUCAAAACUGCUUUUUUUGAGGGUAGCUUCUAGCGGAUAAUUUUCGAAGCUGUGCUUCUUAUUAGCAAUAUCUUGCUGUGUUUCCUUAAAGUCAUUUAUGAAGCCAUGCUCGGAAAGUUUGCAACUGCCAAAUAACACGAGAAACAGCAAUAGCAUUACUAUAAUGUGAUAAAUGGUCAGCGUUUGUUCUAUGCAGUACGUCAAAUUGAGCAAGAUUCGACCUGUCCAAGACAUGCCCGCAGUGAGAGACGCGACAUACAGUGCCGAAGCGGCUUAUGUUAUACCAAUCGACCCGAAUUUUGCACACCUCCGCUUUACAUAGUAUUGAAACUUUAUUUUUGGGGUAGCAUCAAGAAAAUCAGAUAAAACAUUUUUUGUCAUAAAUAAGGGCCAACGUCCAUGGUUGGCCGUCUGUGGUCGGACGAACGAAAGCUAUGUUACUAGUUUGUUCAUUGGCGAGUAGACCAUAUCUACUAUAGGACAAGAAUCGGCGGCAUCUAGCUUUCAGAGUGGUGACCUGGCUGACAAUGCGAACUGGCAUGAAGUUCCAACAGACAACUUGCUGUUUUCACUUCCGCAGUGAUUGAUUUGAUUCACUCUGUACUGUCUCGUUCCGAUAGAUUUUAUACUCUAAAUAGAGUACAGUUUUUGGGCUUUCGUUCGGUGUCCACCGAGAUGAAGCCUACAUCAUGCUGAAGAGUUGCCAGAUAGCACGAAACAGCUGUCCAUGGGUGGGGCCGUCUGUGGUCGGACGAACGAAAGCUAAAUUACUAGAUUUGUGAUGGUCUAUAAUCUACAAUGAGCUCAAUGUUUGUGAAAAUCUGGGACCAAUGACAACAUUACUCUCAAAAAUACUUGUGAUAACUGACAAACAUUGCUUUUCACUCUUCAUUUCACGAUCUGUAAUUACAACAGGGACAUAGACAAGAUUCAAGAUCGUCUCAGGCCCACGAACUAUUCGAUAAAAAUCUUAAGCUAUGUUCCUGAAUUGAGAUAUUACAUUGUAAUACAAGUUCUUGAUAUAGUGGUCGUCUAUAUAAUUAAUGAAUAUUUUAAAUGUUAUCAUGUGAGAAGCGAUACAUAUAGUGCAUUUCUUCAUUAUACAUAUUAUUAUGAAACCAUACCUUAGGGACACUAUGAGGAUGUUAUCAGAUUGAAAACACCACUUCCAUGAAACUGUCAACCUACUGUAACUUGACCUUGGAUAAAUUAGCGAUGCGUAUAAAAAUUAAAUAGAUGCUCACCUGCCAAUUAGGAAAGGUAUAAAUUGUACCGAGGUUGUUAGAGUUUACCACACCUAUCUUUUAUAGCGAUUUUUAGUGCCCUAAAACCCGAUUAGAUAGAUCACAACCUGCAAGUUUUAUAACUUCCUUUAUCGUGAAGUUAUUAAAAUCACUCGCAAAGUGUGAUUUAUAACGCCAUGAAUUUAUUUAAACUUCAAGGGGUUUCCUAGCUAAUUAGCUUUUAGGCCUCUACGCGGGAGAUAUCUAGAUUAGUUUAGUAUCAACAGAGAAUCUCUAUAUCUCUAUAUUGGCUGCUCAUUAUAGGCACUCAACAGAAAUGCACUAUAACUUGGUAGUUGGAUAUUACUUCAUAUAUUUUUUUAUUGACCUUUUUGUUCGUAAUUAUUUUCAAGAUUUUAUUUUUACUAGGUAUUAUUGAAAAAAACGUGAACAAUUCAUGAAUCGUGUGACUUAAAGGCUAAGACAGCUACGAGUUACUGUGUUCAUAAUAGCACGUUAAAAUAUAUACGUCGUCAUUCACCACAUUUUGUGUACUGUUUUAGUGACAUGCACUUCUCAAUGGGGUUUUUUUGGUUUGAAAAACAAGAUGGAAUAAAAAUGUGAUUACCCUUCCUUUAAUUGUGAUACCAUUGAAGUUGCACGCACUCCUCACCUAACAUCUUGCUCCAACUUUAUUGUACACCUAUAGUAUUACUAUGUUAAUAAGCUAGUCAAAAUAUUAUAUUUAAUGCGUGUUUUGUGGAAUGUUCUAGUAUAUUCAGAGUUCUUAAGUAAGCUGCCGAGUGUGGUUCAAUAGUUAUUUUUGAAAUCAUAAUUUUUAUGUUUGUUUUCGCGGUUUAGUUAUAGUUUCAAGAUUUCGCUAUUUUUUGUAAGUUGCGUUUGCAGACUAUUUUAUGAGUAUUAUAUUUUAAUGUGACAUUCUGGGAAGUAAUGAAAGAUGACAGCAUUAUAGUGCGUCAAUCAAAUACCAAGCGCCUGUUUACCUUUGGUAAAAAUACGUAGAGGAAAGUGCCGAAUCUCGCACACUUUUUUUUUUUUGGUAACCUGUAUCUUGGAAGGAAAGUAAUUUUAAGCUGCGAUUAUAAGGGGAAAAUGUAGCCUAAUUAUCAAUAAAACACAUCAUGAAUCAAAAAUAUAUUUAGAAAAUAAAAUCUCUUAUUACAUAAAAAAGGCAAUAAUGAUACUUUUUCCACUUUAAUACGGUUACGUAAUAUCGCAAAUGCGAUAUUGGGUAACUUUUCGGUGGACGGUAUUAGGAUCCUUAUGCGGAUAAAUAUAAAUCACAAACAAAAUUCUUGUUUUUGUACGAAUUUGAGCAUUCCUCAUGGCUCCAUUUAAGACACUGGUAACAUCUUAUCCAUUUUUCGCCUCUGAUAUCCUCUGAGUAGUCUCAAACAAAACAUACAUUCUGCGUAAUUAUCUUCAUUGUCGGAAGUGCAAUCCAUGUCAGAAUCAUCAUCCAAUUCCACAUUUACAUAUAUCCGACUCACUCGACUCACUGUGACCUUUCUUUGAACUUGUGUUGUUCGGAGAGACAGGUUUCUGCCAAAGAUUCCGUUUUUUAUCGGUUUCUUUGUCUUACCGCUCUUAACUCUUGCAAUAUUUAUUUCAUUUUUCUUUCUUAAAUUCUCUUUAUUGGACGAACCAGUAAUUUGUUCUGGAUGAGGAGUCUUAUCAUUCUCUGUUGAAGGUGGAGGUAUUGCUUCACGUUGUCUGUGAAUGGCAAAGUCGUAAUAAUAUAAAAUAAACCGGUUGAAAGGAAAAAUGCCGCUUUUCAUGAACCCAUUAAUGGAUUCUUCCGCAGUGGCGGCUUUUAAGUACGCGUUACCCAAUAAUUCGCCUAUCUGAUAAACAGAAAAUGUUCUGCAAAGUCAGGUUUCAAUCUCUUGAGAAUAAUACGUUUUAAAUGGACUCAUAAAUGCCAGAUCCGGUGGUUGCAUUUUAUUUUUAUUUUAUAUUUUUAUUUAAAUUAAAUUGGGGUAUCGGGCAAGACAUUUUUUUCCAGCUACAUCUUUUUCACGUGAAAAUGGAUUAGGUAAAUUAUUUCUCAAGGCAAGUUGUUGGAACGCCAUUCUUCGUACGUCAAAAAAGUCAAACCAAAGAAACGUUUGUCCAUUUCUAAACAGUAUGUUCCCAAUUGGGUUUCCAUUUCUUCUGGUAGUGUCGUCUUUCUGCCCAUGCCCAUACUAAUUUAAUCCUUGGAGUUUUAAUUAUAUUUUUUUAUUUAAUCCUUGUACUUUUGGGGACAUUAAAUAGUUUGGAUGCUUUCAGAUAGCCCAUUUCAUUAUUUUUAACACCAUUGAUUCCUUAUCCCAUUUUUCCGUUUGUUUUGAGAAUUCAUUUUAUCUGGAACAAAAACAACUAGUUAUUUUUUGUUCUUUGAAGGUCCCUAAUAUCGUACACUGCUAUAUUAGGACCCAUCUUGUUGUGCGAUAUUAGGCCAUACGAUACUUUUACGUUAGAGUAAUAAAAAACAAUAUUUGAAAUAAGUUAUAUUCUGAAUGAUGUAAAAUGAAGAACAGAGCUUAUAAAUAACAUGUACAGAGAAAUUAAAAUUUUUCACUUAUCGCUUUUACAAAAAAAUCUACACUGUUAAAAAUUCGUGAUCUACCAAAUGCACGGUUUUCAGCACUACUGCCAUUUACUUGUUAUCAGAGCUACUGGGCUUAACGUGUCGGUGUCACGAAACUAAAACUACAGAAUACUACGGUCUAAUCGAAUUAGUAAAAGAAAAAGCGCACUGUGCGUGCGAUAUUCGGCCACUUUCCCCCUAUCUUUUAAAUAGCAGUACUUUGCAUUAAUUUAUGCUAAAGAUAUGACCUUGUCCAACUUUAUGAUAUCGUAUAAACAGAACUUACUUCUUACUUCUUGUGGAAUUUCAUAAGCGAUAGAACUGUUUUGCAGUUACAAAGCGGUCAGAAGUACAUAUUCACAUUGAUUUUUAAGAGUAGUAUUAUGACAUUUUAAAUUUAUGUAUUUGUAGAUCUAUAUUGUAUUUGGUUUUAAAAAAACUGUCGUGUUGGAGUGCUGGUGUUUUAAGUAUACACUUUCAUUGUAAAAUGUAUGUUAUAAUAGCAGCUCAAGAGGAAACAUCAAGUGUAGUUCUCAAAAGUCUUGUUAAAAGAUGCAAGUAUUGUUGUGAAUAUGAUAGAGCAUUUCAUCUUAUUGUUAGAAUAAGAAUACCUGUGAUUUUUCUAAAUAUUACUCAAUAGCACACAAUUGUCUGUGUGCUAGAGUGAAUAUUGUAUUUUUCCUGAGGAAUAAUUAUUAUUUCAACAAAUCCGACUUAAAAAUAAAAAAAUGUGUUUCAUUUAUUAUGUUGGUUAUAUUCGAG